UUUUAUGGUUAGGGGAAAUGUCAUUACUUUAAAACCACCACUCUCACAAGAGGGAAGCCUUUGUCUUUCGUUUUACUGUACACCCUUGCUCAUUAAGGCCUUGAACGUGUCCAGCGGUUAAUACAUUUAUAUGCGUUGCAAUGGCAGGCGCUGAGUACAUCAGAGUUUGUGAGGAUGAGGACGAAACACCUGUUGAAGUUCCGAUAGAGGACGAUGGCACAGUACUGUUAACCACACUGAACUCUAUUUUCCCAAAGUCAACUGGCCUUAAAUACUUGGCUCCUGAGUCAGGGUGUUAUAGAGGCGUUAGACUAAAUGAAGGAAAGCUGUUUGCCCCAGCAGAUGGAUGGGUACAUGUAUAUCAGUGUGCAUUUCCGAAAGAAAAAAUGUAUGUAGACAAUAAACGUAAAGGCAAUGAGGAUCAGAACUCUUUAGUAUCCAAAUUUAAAAAGCUAGACGAUAAAAAGUGCACUGAUCUGAUUGUUUUGAACUUGGCAUGGAAGACUGAUGAAUCUACACUCAGAGAAUACUUUUCGAGGUACGGUGAUCUCGUGACGGUGCAGAUCAAACGUCAUCCAGGGUCCCAUUUAAGCAAAGGGUAUGGAUUCAUACGCUUUAGUGAUGUAGAAUCCCAAAUUAUGUGCUUGUCUGAACGUCACAAUAUUGAUGGCAGGUGGUGUGAUGUAAGGAUACCCAUUUCCAAAUCUGAGGGGGAUCGUCAGGAAGUAAGCCGAAAGGUACAUGUUGGUGGAAUCACAGAGUCAAUUACACCAAAUGUUUUGAGAGAGUAUUUUUCGCGUUUUGGAACAGUGAUUGAUGUCUUCAUUCCGAAACCAUUUCGCUCAUUCGCAUUCGUAUCAUUUGAAGAUCCUGAAGUUGCAGCUGAUUUACUGGGCAAAGAUCAAGUCAUAGAGGGGGUGUCUGUUACUAUUGGAUCAGCUGUCCCUAAGCUGCCUCCUCAGCAAAACAGGCAAAAUCCGUCCAUGUAUUCCGGGUCGCACUAUGGGAAUUCCCACAACCCAUGGGCCUGGCCAUAUCCUUCAGUAAUGAAUGGUCCAAAUCCACGCGAUUUUAAUUCUGGGAUGUACAAUUCUAUGAAUUCAAUGCACAAUUACAGUAUGGCAUCUCAUUCACCGCUUGGAAACAAUUUUCCACCUUACCAAAGGCAGUACACUUCGAAUGCAAACAGAAUCAAUAUGUAGACAUGAGUUGGACCCAUAUUGCAUUUCUGCGGCGCAGAAUCUGUCGCUGAUGCAUCCUUAUUCCUAAUCAUACUGUUGCAAUUUUUAAGAGUUAUCAUGGUUGCGAUGUAUGGAUAGCGUUACAUUUUGGUCACCAUUUCACUUUGUGAUAUCUGGUUAAAAAUGACUUUUGUAAAGUUUUCAUGUUUAUCAUUUAUUGCCUACUAACAUUAAUUGAAGUUAACCAGUACACAUACUUUGUAUUCUGUAUUAAAACUUUUAGUUGAAUAAAUAUAUUUAUCCUAAAACUCUUUGUAUUCAUUUUCCAUAACUGAAAUUAUUGAUAGACUAAUAAGGUGAAUUUUUGUACGUAGUUUCUUUGUUAAUAAAAAUGUCUAUUCUGCCAGUUAUUAAUACAACGUGUUUUAACAUGUUUAUCGCUACGCUAUGAAACCUAUAUGCUACAAUGAUGUAGAAUAAAAAUAGAAUAUUACAUUUCGAUUUAAAUUAUGUUAAAUUUUGAAAAUAGUGGUAAACCAUGCUUUGUUUACUGUCUCUUUACUAAGUUACGUUAUAUUUCCGAUAUUAAAGUUGCCUAUUGUUGGUCAAUUAAAAAAUAUGUAGCAAAAAGCUACAAAUCAGAGACUUAGCACUACAUACUCUCAUAGAUUGAUAAAAAACUGAAUGCUUCUAAAAUUAAUACAAAAUGCGAUUGUUGUUGAAUUCUCAAUAAAAAAAGUAAUUUUGUUCGUUUUGUUUGCAUACUGUCUCUCUGUUUCUCUCUUCAAUCUAGCUUUUUUGCGUCUGUUUGUAUGUACAAAAAAGAGUGAAUCAGCGAUGAGAUCAGAUCAUCAAAUUGUCUGCAUUAACCCCUUCUCCUACAGACUAUAAUUUUCUGCGGUCUACACAGUUUCUGCGAUUAUGCCCGUUGACAACAAAGCAUGAUGAUCACUAAUGUGAUUGACUGAUGAAUAUAUAUAUAUGUAUAUAUAUAU
This is a messenger RNA of Trichobilharzia regenti, 2176 nucleotides long. NCBI's taxonomy places the organism in Eukaryota, Metazoa, Platyhelminthes, Trematoda, Strigeidida, Schistosomatidae. The record is from the annotation of a GenBank genome assembly.